UGCUGCGUGGAACUGUGGCUAGCUCGGCUUGGCCGUUCAAAAGCCGCCAACUGACGUAUCGCGCCGCCGGAAUUAACAAGGGCCCGAGCAAGUCAGCGGCGCGGCCGGCAACUUCUACUUAACAAUGGCUCGCGCGGCGCCGACCCCCACCCGCUCUCCGAGCAUUGCCUCGACGGCGCUGCACCAUGACGCUGGCGCGCUCCUCCUCGGCGGCGGCCCACGUCUCCAACGCCAUUGACCCCUCCAUGGUUGUCUCCCACAAGUUCCCCGAGGUCACGUUCGCGUACGACGAGAGGGACGUUGCGCUGUACGCGCUAGGGGUGGGAGCUUGCAACGUUGAUGCGGCGGAUGAGAAGGAGCUUCAGCUGGUGUACCACAGGAAUGGACAGUCUUCCAUCAAGGUUUUACCUACUUUUGUUUCUUUAUUUACUGUAAAAAAAGGCAAUGAACUUGGCUUGGAUGUGCCUGGGCUUCAAUAUGACCCAAAACAUUUACUGCAUGCUCAGCAAUACAUGGAGAUACAUAGACCAAUUCCUUCACGAGCCAUUGUAACUAACAAAAUUAAAGUAUCUCGCUUGCAUGACCGAGGGAAGGCAGCUGUUCUUGAACUUGAAACGCUUACCACUCUUGAAGGUUCUGGUCAAGUUUUGUGUAUGAAUAGGAGUACUAUCUACUUGCGUGGGGCUGGAGGCUUCUCCAAUUCUUCACAGCCGUUCUCAUAUGCCACUUCUCGUGUUACAUUUCCAGACUACACGCCUUCUGCAGUAUAUGAAGACUGCACUCAGAAAUCCCAGGCACUAUUGUGCGGCUUAGCUGGCUAUUUUGAUCCUUUGCAUUCAGAUCCUGUCAUUGCACAGGCUGCAGGGUUUUCUCACCCAAUACUGCCUAGAUUGGGUACGCUUGGAUUCGUCAUUCGAGUGGUCAUGAGGUCAUUCUGCAACAUGGAACCAACCACCGUGAAAAGUAUCUCCUGCCUAUUUCUUCAUCAUGUUUACCCGGGAGAAACUCUGGUUACUGAAAUGUGGCCUGAAGGUCAAAGGGUGUACUACAAAACUAAGGUGAAGGAGCGCGAUCACGCGGUGCUAUCUGGAUGUGUUACUCAACCACAUUUCUUCAUCUCUGUAAAGUGA
Phragmites australis (common reed) is the source of this 1130-nucleotide messenger RNA. RefSeq names its product enoyl-CoA hydratase 2, peroxisomal-like. Bases 186 to 1130 code for a protein of 314 amino acids. Lineage: Eukaryota; Viridiplantae; Streptophyta; Magnoliopsida; Poales; Poaceae. Gene Ontology annotation, cellular component: peroxisome. The transcript has 12 exons. The record is from RefSeq and is a predicted model, not a curated record.